AUGGUCAUCAAUCCGGGGGCCGGGCUUCGCAGCCUCUUGUGGCUGGGGCUCCUGAACACGGCGGGAGCUUUCUACAUCCCGGGUUGGUCGAUUCUGAGCUACAAGGAUGGCGAGCACAUCCCGCUACUGGUGAACAAGGUUUACUCCGACAACACGCAGCUCCAGUACGCCUACUACGACCUCCCGUUCGUCUGCCCCCCGACCGGGAAACACAAUGCAGGAGGGGGUCUGCUGAGCGGGCAGAGCAUCCCCCUCAACCUGGGCGAGGUUCUGCGCGGAGAUCGGAUCAUGGUUUCGGACAUUGACCUGGAGAUGGGCAACGACAACCUGUGCCACUCGCUGUGCAGCGUCAAGCUGUCUCACGAUGAUGUGCGCCGCGCCGAGGGCAUGAUCCAGGAGGGAUACGUCACUGAAUGGAUCGUGGACAAUCUCCCCGGUGCUACCAGCUUCGUUUCGGUCGACAAGACGCGCAAGUACUACGCCGCCGGUUUCAAGUUGGGAUACACGGAGUAUUCCUAUACUACCAAGAUGAUGCACACUUACAUCAACAACCACCACACCAUCGUGCUCCGCUACCGCAAGGCUCCGGGGAAAGCUGGCGACCGCGGGGAGAAGAUCAUCGUUGGAUUCGAGGUCUAUCCGAAGAGUAUUGGCCCGGGCAACCGCCGAGAUGAGAAGGGAUGUCCCAUCGAUCUCGCGCAGGUGGAUGGCGCCUUUGAGCUUCAGAAGAACAAGACGAUCCAGGCUGACGGAACACUCAGCGAAGAUGGCCUCACCAUUCCCUUCUCGUACUCGGUGUACUUCCGCGAGGACGACAGCAUCGAGUGGUCGCAUCGGUGGGACUUGUACUUUGUUAACCAGGAGGAGGGCAACCGCAUCCACUGGCUUGCCAUCAUCAAUUCUCUCAUCAUCUGUGGUCUCCUGACGGGAAUUGUUAUGAUCAUUAUUGCCAGGACUGUCCGAACAGAUAUCAAGGGCUACCAGGAGGCGGUUACCCCGGAGGGAAAGCUCAGGGUCAAGCGCAGGGUCAAGUCCGGACUUUUCAAGGAGAAGCCCGCCGGCCUCCUCCAGCAAGAAGGCGAAGACGAAGAAGCUGGCCUGUCAGAGGAGGAGGAAGCUUUGGAAGAUGUUGCAGGCUGGAAGUUAUUGCAUGGCGACGUCUUCAGGCCACCUCCCUUUGGCGUUAUCCUGGCCCCUCUGGUUGGAUCCGGUGUGCAGCUCCUGGUCAUGGCUCUUGGACUAAUUGGCCUGAGCGCCUUUGGAGUGCUCAACCCCAGCUUCCGUGGUGGUUUCAUCAGUGUUGGAAUCGGUCUGUUCAUCUUUGCUGGCUUGUUUUCGGGAUACUUCUCUGCUCGGACAUUUAAGAGUUUCGACGGGCAGGACCACCGCCGAAAUGCCUUUGUCACGGCUAUUCUGUUCCCUGGCCUCUGCUUCUCGAUUAUGUUCAUCAUGAAUCUAUUCGUCUGGGCGCAGGCCUCGAGCACGGCAAUUCCAUUUGGAACGCUGUUGGCUAUCGUGGUGCUUUGGCUCUGCAUCCAAGUCCCCCUCGUGUACGCUGGCUCAUACUACGGAUACUGGAAAGCAGCAGCUUGGGAGCAUCCUACCAAGACCGCAGCCAUUGCACGGCAGGUUCCAAAGCAGGCAUGGUACAUCAAGUCGCUGCAGUCUAUUCUCCUGGCGGGCCUGAUCCCAUUUGCCGUCAUCUUCAUCGAGCUGCUGUACGUGUUCCAGUCUCUCUGGCAGGAUAAGAGCGGGUACUACUACGUGUUUGGAUUCCUGGCUGUGGUCUCUGUGAUCCUGAUUGUUACCAUUGCCGAGGUGACGAUUGUGACUGUCUACGUCCAGCUCUGUGCUGAGAAUCACAACUGGUGGUGGCAAUCGUUCUUGGUCGGCGGAGGCAGCGCGUUCUGGAUCUACGGCUACUGCGUGUACUACUACUUCUUCAACCUGCACAUCACUGGUGUCACCAGCAGCUUGCUCUUCUUUGCAUACAGCUUCAUGGCGUGCUGUGUGUAUGGCCUAUUGACGGGAACCAUCGGCUUCCUGAGUGCCUAUGCAUUUGUUCGACGCAUCUAUAAUGCGAUCAAGGUCGACUAA
Messenger RNA from Clonostachys rhizophaga, 2097 nucleotides. The record is from the annotation of a GenBank genome assembly. Lineage: Eukaryota; Fungi; Ascomycota; Sordariomycetes; Hypocreales; Bionectriaceae.